AUGUGGUUCGGGAGUGCGCUCCUGUUAUUGGGUUGCUUAACCCAUAAUGUUAAUGGCCUCGUGUACGACGACCAAUUUGUCGACUUCAACCUAAACACAAAGAAGGGAGUAACAGAUCCCAUCUUAUACGAUGGAAAAUGGGAGAACCAUGAGUUUCACAAGUCGCCAGACAACUGGCGGUUCCCCUUCUACACACUCAUGCUCGACCGCUUCGUGAACGGCGACCCAAUCAACGAUAACGCCAACGGUACCGUUCUGGAACAGGACAUCUCGGGCACCCAGUUGCGAUUCGGUGGUGAUGUCGCUGGUUUGGUGGACACGUUGGAUUACCUCCAGGGAAUGGGCAUCCAAGGACUGUACUUUGGAGGAUCUAUGCUCAUCAACGCGCCAUGGAACUACGACUCUUACUCGCCGCUGGAUCACACCCUCCUGGACUUUCACUUUGGCAACAUCACAGAAUGGAGAAUCGCCAUUGACGAGAUUCACAAGCGUGGAAUGUACAUCGUCUUCGACAACACAGUCGCAACUUUGGGUGACUUGAUCGGCUUCAAGGACUACCUCAACACCACGGCGCCCUUCAAGCCUACUGAGUUGGAGACCAUUUACAAGACCGACCGCCACUACCUUGACUGGACGUUCCCGACGAAAUACAACGAGACUUGCGAGCACUUCCCGAGAUUGUACUACGAGAGUGGUUAUGAAGUCGGCGAGGAGGUUUACGGCAUGUUCAAGGGUUGCUACGACGGUGACUUUGACCAGUUUGGUGACACUGAGGCUUUCGGCGUUUACCCCGAUUACCGACGUCAGUUGACAAAGUUCGCCUCCGUUCAGGACAGAUUGAGAGAAUGGGUUCCCGCCGUGAACCAGAAGCUCGGCCACUUCUCGUGCAUGAUGAUCAAGAUGUUGGACAUUGACGGCUUCAGAUACGACAAGGCGCUGCAAGUCACGGUUGACGCACAGGGUGAAUUCUCCAAGAUGAUGCGUGAAUGCGCAAAGGACGUCGGCAAGGAUAACUUCUUCCUCCCUGGUGAGAUUACAGGUGGUAACACCAUGGGUUCCAUCUACAUCGGCCGUGGUCGUCACCCUGAACAGUGGUUCAAGGACAUCAACACCGCUUACAGCACGAACCGAAGCGAAGCUGAAGGCCAGGACAUUUUCAUCCGCGACGAGGGCCAUCAGGCUCUGGAUUCCGCCGCCUUCCACUACUCGUUCUAUCGUUUCCUCGUCAUUUUCCUGGGUAUGGACGGUACUGGUGUUGCCGGUUUCGAUGUCCCCAGCAACUUCGUCGAGGCAUGGAACGAGGUGCUGAGAUCCAACGACAUGAUCAAUGCGAACACGGGUGUUGUCGACCCCCGUCACAUGUACGGCGCCAUGAACCAGGAUACCUUCCGUUGGCCUGCUAUCGAACUGGGCUACGAGCGCAGUCUCAUGGGUCUGUUUGUUACGACUCUUCACUUGCCCGGAAUUCCCAUGCUCACCUGGGGUGAGGAGCAAGGCUACUACGUGCUCGACAACACGGCAACCAACUACAUGUUCGGUCGUCAGCCGCUGUCCUCUGCCCCUGCCUGGCAACAGCACGGAUGCUACUCCAUGCCGGGUAUCCUCUACUAUGAGAUGCCUCUCACCAAGGCCCGUGAGGGAUGCCGUGACCCUACCGUCUCUUGGGAUCACCGUGACCCCACUCACCCCAUCAGACUUGUCCUCAAGCACAUGUAUCGCAUGAGGAAGCAAUACCCCGUCCUUCAGGACGGUAUGUGGCUGGAGCAGAUGUCUAACCACACGGAGGAUAUCUACCUUCCCGGUAACUCUAAGAUGCCGACCACUACCGGUCUCUUCAGCGUUCUUCGCUACCAGCUUGGUGUCCAGGACCUUGGAAAAGAUCUCGUGCCCGUCUGGUUCUUGUACUCCAACAGAAACCACACCUACACUUACACUUUCGACUGCUCCGACGAGAAAACCGCUCUGAUCUCCCCCUUCCAGGAGGGAACCACUGUCAAGAACCUCUUCUUCCCCCACCAGACGAUCAAGCUCGAGGCUUCGACCAAGAAGCUCACCUACGCCAACAACAAGGGCUUCAAUGGAUGCACCAAGAACAUUACCAUGGCUCCCUUUGAGUUCCGCGCCUUCGUCCCCGAGGACAAGUUCCAGGAGCCCCCCGUCGUGCUCACCAAGUUCAACCCCGGCCACGAUUUCCGCAUCGAGACGAACGACACCAGCAACACCGUCCCCAUCGAGUUCCAGGCCAACACGAAGAUGAUUUGCGAUGACUUCAUCAAGUCCGUCACUCUGAGGUCCCACACCGAAGACAACAGCGUCCCCUCCAUCGAUAAGAACUCCGUAGAGUGCAACGACAUUUCUGAGCGUAUCGUCGAGUGGACCGGCACCCUGCCCUCCGUCUGGUCGUGGAAGGCCAACCUCGUCAACGUCAAGCACGGCGUCCACGAAGUCACCGUGAAGAACGCCGUGGCCGUUGGCGGAACCGCCAACACCAACGCAACCGACCACUUUUUCUUCCGCAUCGGUGCCCAGAACAACCCCAUCGUCUUCUCCGCGACGGCCAACUACUCGUCCUCCCUCCUCACCAAGGAAAGCGACGGCACGAUCAAGAUCAAGCACACCGCCCCCGGCGCCUCCAAGUUCCGCUACUCGACCAAUUUCGAGUCCUCGUGGAGCGACUGGGUGAACUACGAGACCGAGACUGUCGUCAAGAAGCAGGAGUGGAACGGAACCAAGGACCAGGAGUGGAAGGGUGAGCACGUUGUCGUGCAGUACUGGUCUCAGAUCCUCGGAAGCAGCGCGUACAAGGUGCACGGCGACCUCGACUACGACACCCCGCGUCGCAUCCCUCACAUGUUCGCCGUCGGCAAGUUCAACCAGUUCGGCUACGACAGCGGUCUCACCAAGGCCCUGAAGCACGUCAGCGAGUCGCAAUGGGAGUGGCACUACAUGGACGAGUGGCCCAACUACUUCAAGUUCAGCAUCUGGGGUAUGAACCCGGACAAGAUGCCCGAUCAGUCCUUCAUCUACGGUGAUGUCGACGGUGACAACGUCAUCGAGCGUCUUCCCCCCUCCUCGCUGUUCGAGAACGCCAUCAACAUCACCUCUGCCCCGCCCAAGCCGCAUCUCGCCUACCGCGUCGUGCUGAACGAUGCCACCCUGCAGUACCAGCUUAUCCCCCAGGGCGACAUGUGGAUCCAGUUCUUCCUCUGGCUGCUUCUCUUCAUCGUCCCCGUCCUCGGCGGUCUCGCCGCCGUGCAGGCUUUCAAGCGCUCCUUCUACAAGGUCAAGUUCAACGAGCACGGUGUCCACGAGUCCUCCAAGCUCGGCAUGCUUGUCGAGAAGACACGCAACGCCUUCAUCGGCGCUGCCGGUGCCAUGCCGCUGAAGAUGCGAAGCUCGACUGAUCUCGUUUCGGCCGCGGCCGCGGCCACUACCGCCAACAAGCGGCGCAGAGUGCUGAUCGCCACCAUGGAGUACAACAUUGACGACUGGAACAUCAAGAUCAAGAUCGGUGGUUUGGGUGUCAUGGCCCAGCUGAUGGGUAAGGCGCUCAAGCACCAGGACCUGAUCUGGGUUGUCCCCUGUGUCGGUGACGUUGAUUACCCCGAGGAUACUCCUGCUCCCAGCAUGUUCGUCAAGAUCAUGGACCAGAUGUACGAGAUCAAGGUGCAGUACCACGUCGUUGACAACAUCACCUACGUUCUGCUGGACGCCCCCGUCUUCCGCAAGCAGACCAAGUCUGAGCCGUACCCUCCUCGUAUGGACGACUUGGAGUCUGCCAUUUACUACUCUGCAUGGAACCAGUGUAUCGCCGAGACCGUGAACCGUUUCCCCGUUGAUCUCUACCACAUCAACGAUUACCACGGAUCUAUUGCCCCUCUGUACCUUCUUCCCAGGACCAUUCCCGUUGCGCUCUCUCUCCACAAUGCCGAGUUCCAGGGUCUCUGGCCCAUGCGUACCCCCGAGGAGAGCAAGGAGGUUUGCAAGGCGUACAACUUGGACAUUGAGAUUGUCAAGAAGUACGUUCAGUACGGUUCAGUCUUCAACUUGCUCCACGCAGCCGCCUCUUACCUCCGCGUCCACCAGAACGGCUUCGGUGCAGUCGGUGUGUCCAAGAAGUACGGUGACCGUUCUUUCGCCCGUUACCCCAUCUUCUGGGGCCUGUCCAAGGUCGGACAGCUGCCCAACCCCGAUCCUACCGAUACCGCCGACUGGGACAAGAACGAGUUCAUGAACCAGAAGAAGGUCGAGGUCGACCCCGCCUACGAGGCCAGCCGUGGUGAUCUCCGCAGGCAGGCUCAGGAGUGGGCCGGCCUCAACGUCGACCCCGAUGCCGAGCUUUUCGUCUUCGUCGGACGUUGGUCUCUGCAGAAGGGUGUUGAUCUUAUCGCCGAUGUUUUCCCCGGUGUCCUCGAGAACCACCCCAAGGCUCAGCUUAUCUGCAUCGGUCCCGUCAUCGAUCUCUACGGACGCUUCGCCGCGCUCAAGCUCGCCAAGCUCAUGGAACUCUACCCCGGACGUGUCUUCAGCAAGCCCGAAUUCACCGCUCUCCCCCCUUACAUCUUCAGCGGUGCCGAGUUCGCCCUGAUCCCCUCCAGAGACGAGCCUUUCGGUCUGGUCGCCGUCGAGUUCGGCAGAAAGGGAGCCCUGGGUGUCGGUGCCCGUGUCGGUGGUCUCGGUCAGAUGCCCGGUUGGUGGUACACUGUCGAGUCGACCAAGGCGGCCCAUCUUACCAAGCAGUUCAAGAACGCCAUCGAGUCCGCUCUCAAGGCCGACACCAAGACCCGUGCCGAGAUGCGCGCCUGGUCCGCCAAGCAGCGUUUCCCCGUCGCCGAGUGGCUCGAGAAGCUCGAGAAGCUCCAGGGAGGCGUCAUCAAGGCUCACGCAAAGUACGGCAAGAAGGGCAUCAAGAAGGGCAACGUCCUCGUCAAGCACAGCCGCGCCAGCUCCCACGCCGGCCUCCGCGAGGACGUCGAGCUCGUCGACCGCUCCCCCGCCUGGAUGAGGCAGGUCUCGGACUACGACGACGACGCCACGACUCUCAACACCGGCCGCAACACCCCCGCCGGCAUGCAGACCCCCGCAUACUACUCCAGCACUCCCGGCUCCCCCAUCAUCUCGCCUUCCCCGGCCUACAUUGACUCGCCCGGCGGCUCCCACAGUAACUCCCGCGCCGCCUCGCCCGGUCCUCCAGGCAACCACAGCCGCCAGGUUUCCGGUUACGAGCUCGCCCACCAGCGCAACUACUCGGGCUUCUCCGCUCACGAGGCGCAGAACCACAGCCGCAACGUGUCCGGCUUCUCCAUGGCCGACACGCUGCCCCUGCCGCCUCCCGUAACCGGCCUGGGUGUCCACGACAACUCCUCCAGGACCUCCAUGCUCAGCGUCGAGGACGUCGUCGGCGACCGUCACGACUACAAGCUCCAGCAGGUCGACCCCUUCUUCACCGACUCCAAGGGCGAGUUCUACCAGGCUUUCGAGGAGAGGCUGAAGAACCUCAACGCCGGCAACUCCAUCUCCGACCUCUGCAUCGAAGACUACCUCAUCAAGAGUGAAAAGGAGUGGUUCGACAUGUACCUCGACGCAAGGCUCGGCCGUCCCUCCCGCCCGGCGUCCCCUGCCUCGGGAAGAAGAUCCGCAUCCAGACACCGUUCCCCUUCGAGAUCGCGCUUCAGCCUCGCCGGCCUCAAGUCCAGCUCCAAGCUGAGCUUGCCCAUGGAGCGUGGCCGUCCCAGACGUUCCAACCUGGCGACCAGCGCCAACGUCGGCGACGGAUACGGUGACCAGACGCCACCCGACUCCCCCGGCGCCUAUAACUCCCAGUUUGCCCUUCCCGACGACUACGUCCCGCCUACUGGUGUCAAGAAAUACCUCCAGUACAAGGUCGGCGAUUGGCCCAUCUACGCGAUGCUCCUGGCCCUGAACCAGAUCAUCGCGACGAACUCGUACCAAGUAACCCUGCUCACGGGCGAGGUCGGCCAGACGGCGACCAAGCUCUACAUCAUCGCGUCCAUCUACCUCGUCUCCUCCAUCGUCUGGUACACCAUGUCGCGGACGAUCCCGCUCCUCUACCCGCUCACGGCGCCGUACAUCGUGUACGGCAUCGCCUUCAUCAUCCUCGGCAGCUCGCCCUUCGCGGCGGACAACACGACGCAGGUCUGGCUCCAGAACGCGGCGACGGGGCUCUACGCGUUCGCGUCGUCGUCGGGCUCCCUCGCCUUCGCCUUCAACUUCGGCACCGACGGCGGCUCGACGGUGCCCAAGUGGAUCCAGCGGCUCGCCAUCAUCCAGGGCCUCACGCAGCUCUACACGCUCGGCCUCUGGGCCUGGGGCAGCCUCGUGUCCGAGGCCGAGGCCAACUCGCAGCCCAAGCCGACGCUCGCCGGCUCGCCGGCGCUGCUGGCCAUCUGCCUGCCCGUCGCGCUCCUCCUCUGGGCCGUCGGCGCCGUCCUCUUCCUCGGCCUCCCCGACUUCUACCGCGAGUCCCCCGGCCCCGUGCCCCAGCUCUGGAAGUCGCUCAUGAAGCGCAAGACCAUCGCCUGGUACCUCCUCGCCGUCGCCAUCCAGAACUACUUCCUCUCCCCGCUCUUCGGCCGCAACUGGUUCUUCCUCUUCUCCUCCCAGCACGUCCCCGUCUGGAGCAUGGUCAUCCUCGCCCUCUUCUUCUUCAUCUUCGUCUGGGCCCUCGUCCUCUGGGGCCUCGCAAAGGCGAGCGAGAGCCACCCCUGGCUGUUCCCCAUGUUCGCCGUCGGCCUCGGCGCCCCCCGCUGGGCCCAGAUCUGGUGGGGUACCUCCCGCAUCGGCGUCUACAUGCCCUGGGCCGGCGGCGUCGUCGCCGGCGCCGUCCUGAGCCGUAUCCUCUGGCUGUGGCUCGGCGUCCUCGACGGCCUCCAGGGCGCCGGAAUCGGCAUGAUCCUCAUGCUGACCCUCACCCGUGUCCACGUCGCCGCCGCCUGUGCCGCCGCCCAGGUCGUCGGAUCCGUCUUCACCAUGCUCGCGCGCGCCACCGCCCCCAACAAGGUCGGCCCCGCGAGCGUCUUCCCCGAUAUCAGCGAGGGCCUGGGAACCGCGUUCGCCAACGCAUGGUUCUGGGUCGUUUUGUUUUUGAACCUCUUCAUUUGCAUUGGUUACUUCAAGUUCUUUAGAAAGGAGCAGGUUAGCAAGCCUUAA
This is a messenger RNA of Colletotrichum truncatum, 7170 nucleotides long. RefSeq names its product alpha-glucan synthase. NCBI's taxonomy places the organism in Eukaryota, Fungi, Ascomycota, Sordariomycetes, Glomerellales, Glomerellaceae. Gene Ontology annotation, biological process: fungal-type cell wall (1->3)-alpha-glucan biosynthetic process. The record is from RefSeq and is a predicted model, not a curated record. Gene Ontology annotation, cellular component: fungal-type cell wall. Gene Ontology annotation, molecular function: alpha-1,3-glucan synthase activity.